AUGUGCUGUUGUUUCGGAUCCCGCGGGGAACACGUCGAGCCCGUCAAGAAAAUCCCACAGCACGAAGUGGAGAAGAAAAAAUUGCAGGAAUCUAACGGUCGUCGGGUACCCGUCCCUUCUGAGCUGUAUAAGAGGGAUCCUUCGAGAGGCAGCAGCACUUCUCGAAACGGAAAUCGAGGAUCGCAAAGUGGACAUAGCAGCAGCAGCAGCAGCAGUAGUAGUAGUAAAGAUCCGAGGGGUUAUAACAGUAAUGGGGAUUCUCAUAGAUAUAGUAAUGGUGGAUAUGGUCAGGAAGGACAUACUCAGGGAGGGCGCGCGCCACCAUCAUUUGGGACUAGAGCGCUGGGGACUGGAUUGGAUACGUCGCGUUAUACAUCGGCAGGCAGUGACUACCGGAGAUGA
Botrytis porri is the source of this 402-nucleotide messenger RNA. RefSeq lists its product as uncharacterized. The record is from RefSeq and is a predicted model, not a curated record. NCBI's taxonomy places the organism in Eukaryota, Fungi, Ascomycota, Leotiomycetes, Helotiales, Sclerotiniaceae. The coding region runs from base 1 to 402 and encodes 133 amino acids. The transcript has a single exon.